UGCGUAAUUGAAAGCUUGCUGUUCGCCAUCUUUUGGGUGUAAUCCAACGCCCUCAAGUGUCCAAAAAAGGCAAUUAAAUCAUGGAGCAAGAAGCAGUUGCCACAACAACAGCUCCAGCAACUGCAGCUACAGGUGAUGCAUUCAAUGAUAUACAGAACUACUUGACUGAUUUCAACAAAGAGAUACAAUCUGGGGGGACCAACCAGGCUUAUAAUGUAGAAGGUUACUACCAGGGGGCACCACCAGGAUACUCUCAGUUCCAACAGCAACAACAAACAUAUGGGACUUACACAACAGCUGAUGGAAGCCAGGCGCAACAAGGCCAAGAAGAUAUCAAGAAAGUUGUCCAGAAUGGAGAAGAGGGUGAAGAAGGCCAGCAGGUGGAGCCACCAGCUUUGGAAAAACAAGUGACCAAUCAGGAAGGUGCCCAGAUGAUUCAGGUGGGAGAUGGGGAGAUGGUCGCCCUCCAAGCAGGGGACCAAGGACAGGCGCAGAUUAUUGUCCCUUCAACACAGCAGGGAACCUCAAAUGAAGGCCAGGUUGUGUUGAAUCAGGACAAUUACCAAACAGUGACAAUUGUCCCCUCUGACAAUCAACAAGGUGGUGGGGAGGUCAGUUAUGUCCUCAUUGUGUCCCAGCCUGAUGGGGACAAAGAUGCUGAGAAUAUGGACAUGUCUGUCUAUGAUUUCAAGGGGGAGGAGAUGACAACUCUCACCCAGGAUUCUGAUGAGGAUGGUGGGGGUGCUGCAGGGACACCACGCAACAAGGUGAUACGGGUCACCCCCAAGAAGAUGCCCCCAGCUAGUACAUCUGCACUCAUGUGUAAUUACUGCAACUACACAAGCCCUAAGAGGUACCUACUUACACGUCAUAUGAAGACUCAUUCAGACGAGCGUCCCCAUAAGUGUUCCAUCUGCAAUAGAGGUUUCAAGACAAUUGCUUCAUUGCAGAAUCAUGUGAACACACAUACAGGCACACGUCCACAUAAAUGUAAGGACUGUGAGGCUGCAUUCACCACCUCAGGAGAACUGGUGCGCCAUACUCGUUACAGACAUACAUUUGAGAAGCCCCACAAAUGUACAGAGUGUGACUACGCUAGUGUUGAACUAAGCAAAUUAAAGAGGCAUAUGAGGUCCCAUACAGGAGAGAGGCCCUAUGCUUGUCCUCAUUGUUUGUAUGCCAGCCCUGACACAUUCAAACUAAAGCGCCAUUUGAGAAUACAUACUGGCGAGAAACCCUAUGAAUGUGACAUCUGCCAUGCUAGGUUCACCCAGAGUAACAGUCUUAAGUCUCACAAGUUGAUCCACUCUGGCAAUAAGCCUAUAUACCAGUGUGAGUUGUGCCCUACAACAUGUGGACGCAAGACAGACUUGAAGAUUCACGUUCAGAAGCUUCACACCAGUGACGUACCCCUGUGCUGCAAGAAAUGCAACAAGUCAUUCCCUGAUAGGUACACAUACAGACUUCAUGUAAAGGUCCAUGAUGGGGAGAAAUGCUACAAAUGUGAACUAUGCGCAUAUGCUGCUCUCUCGCCACGUCAUUUGGAGAGCCACAUCCUUACGCAUACAGGUGAGAAACCCUACCAGUGUGAAGAGUGUCAGCAGUGUUUCCGUCAGAAGCAGUUAUUGCGACGUCACAAAAAUUUGUACCACACCCCCGACUAUGUCCCCCCUACCCCUAA
This is a messenger RNA of Owenia fusiformis, 1681 nucleotides long. The record is from the annotation of a GenBank genome assembly. Lineage: Eukaryota; Metazoa; Annelida; Polychaeta; Sabellida; Oweniidae.